Molecule: messenger RNA, 2622 nt
Organism: Carlito syrichta (Philippine tarsier)
Lineage: Eukaryota; Metazoa; Chordata; Mammalia; Primates; Tarsiidae
Gene: CPSF3
Product: cleavage and polyadenylation specific factor 3
Exons: 18
Coding region: 303-2522 (739 amino acids)
Biological process (GO): mRNA 3'-end processing by stem-loop binding and cleavage
Cellular component (GO): mRNA cleavage and polyadenylation specificity factor complex
Molecular function (GO): 5'-3' exonuclease activity; RNA endonuclease activity; RNA binding
Source: RefSeq, a predicted model, not a curated record
UCCUGACGGCCUGCCCCAGGUUCCCGGACUCAGUGUAGUGAGAAGCUACGCGGGCCGGGUUCUCCGGCCGGAAGUCGAGGGGCGGAGCCAAGGGCCGCGGGCGGCAGAGUGCCGGAAGUUAUGCUCAGGGUGGGUGGGUUCUUUACUCUUUUUCCCCGUGGCUGUUCUCCUACUUUAGAAAGACCCCGGCGACCUGUUUCUCAGCCCCAACUCGCCCUCAGACUGCCAGAUGUCUGCGAUUCCUGCUGAGGAGAGCGACCAGCUGCUGAUCCGACCCCUGUAAGGGACCGGCGAGAGAGGGAAUGAAGUCACAGGCUGUGGGAGAGGCGAGGAGGGGUGACGGGGAGGUCUGGCCUGCUCCGUCAUCCCCUACUCCAACAUGCCUCUACAGCCUGCCCGUGGGCCGCGGCUGCGAGCCAGGCAGGCCUCUCGGGCUCAAGGGGCUUGGAGAACUGUUGAUCAGAAGCGGCCUGCUAGGCCGAAUGGGAUUUUGCUUUCUCAUCAGUUUCCGGGGAGGUGGAGCUGGGCAAGAAGUAGGAAGAUCAUGUAUUAUUCUCGAGUUCAAAGGAAGAAAAAUAAUGCUGGAUUGUGGGAUCCACCCUGGCUUAGAAGGAAUGGAUGCUCUUCCUUACAUCGAUUUAAUUGACCCAGCUGAGAUUGAUCUCCUAUUAAUUAGUCAUUUUCAUUUGGAUCACUGUGGAGCGUUGCCCUGGUUUCUACAGAAGACAAGUUUCAAAGGAAGAACGUUUAUGACUCAUGCCACAAAAGCUAUUUAUAGAUGGCUUCUUUCAGAUUAUGUCAAAGUUAGUAACAUAUCAGCAGACGACAUGCUGUAUACUGAGACAGAUUUGGAAGAAAGCAUGGACAAAAUUGAAACUAUCAACUUUCAUGAAGUUAAAGAAGUUGCAGGAAUCAAAUUUUGGUGUUACCAUGCCGGCCAUGUCCUAGGAGCCGCCAUGUUCAUGAUUGAGAUCGCAGGCGUGAAGCUUUUGUACACAGGUGAUUUCUCAAGACAAGAAGAUAGGCACUUAAUGGCAGCUGAAAUUCCUAAUAUUAAGCCUGAUAUUCUUAUCAUUGAAUCUACGUAUGGGACCCAUAUCCAUGAGAAACGUGAAGAGCGAGAAGCAAGAUUCUGUAACACUGUCCAUGAUAUUGUAAACAGAGGUGGCAGAGGUCUCAUUCCUGUCUUUGCUCUUGGAAGGGCUCAGGAGCUGCUCUUGAUUCUAGAUGAGUACUGGCAGAAUCACCCAGAACUACAUGACAUUCCAAUAUACUAUGCAUCAUCUUUGGCCAAGAAGUGUAUGGCAGUGUACCAGACAUAUGUAAAUGCCAUGAAUGACAAAAUCCGCAAACAGAUCAACAUCAAUAAUCCCUUUGUUUUCAAACACAUUAGUAACCUCAAGAGCAUGGAUCAUUUUGAUGACAUUGGUCCCAGUGUUGUAAUGGCCUCCCCAGGCAUGAUGCAAAGUGGCUUAUCCAGAGAGUUAUUUGAAAGCUGGUGUACUGAUAAGAGGAAUGGUGUCAUUAUAGCCGGGUACUGUGUAGAAGGAACACUUGCCAAGCAUAUCAUGUCUGAACCUGAAGAAAUCACUACCAUGUCUGGACAGAAGUUACCACUGAAAAUGUCUGUUGAUUACAUUUCUUUCUCUGCUCACACUGAUUACCAGCAAACCAGUGAAUUUAUUCGCGCUUUGAAACCGCCUCAUGUGAUUUUAGUCCAUGGAGAACAGAAUGAAAUGGCCAGAUUGAAAGCAGCGCUGAUUCGAGAAUAUGAAGAUAAUGAUGAAGUUCACAUAGAGGUUCAUAAUCCUCGGAAUACAGAAGCAGUGACCUUAAACUUCAGAGGAGAAAAACUAGCCAAGGUUAUGGGCUUUUUAGCAGACAAAAAACCAGAACAGGGCCAGCGGGUCUCCGGAAUACUUGUUAAAAGAAAUUUUAAUUAUCACAUACUUUCUCCUUGUGACCUGUCCAAUUAUACUGACUUGGCCAUGAGCACUGUGAAACAGACCCAAGCCAUUCCAUAUACUGGUCCCUUUAAUUUACUCUAUUACCAGCUACAAAAAUUGACAGGUGAUGUAGAAGAAUUAGAAAUCCAAGAAAAACCUGCUCUGAAAGUAUUCAAAAAUAUUACUGUAAUCCAAGAACCAGGCAUGGUGGUAUUAGAAUGGUUGGCAAACCCUUCUAAUGACAUGUAUGCAGAUACUGUAACAACCGUGAUCCUAGAAGUUCAGUCAAAUCCCAAAAUAAGGAAAGGUGCAGUACAAAAGGUUUCUAAAAAAUUAGAAAUGCAUGUUUACGGCAAGAGAUUGGAGAUCAUGCUUCAGGACAUAUUUGGAGAAGACUGUGUAAGUGUCAAAGACGACUCUAUUCUUAGUGUCACAGUGGAUGGAAAAACUGCUAACCUUAACUUGGAAACACGGACUGUGGAAUGUGAAGAAGGAAGUGAAGAUGAUGAAUCCCUCCGAGAGAUGGUGGAGCUGGCUGCACAGAGACUAUAUGAGGCCCUUACACCAGUUCAUUGAUAACCUUAUGUCUGUAUAUGUUAACACUUUUUAAAAAUACUUGACUCUACUUCUGUUACUGAAAAUAAAAUAUGUUAGUUACUCUGGGGUAGCCUAUUGA